AUGGAACAUACNCCUCAACAGCGGGCCAGACCCGAGUCCAUUGCCGCUCGCAACUUCUCAGAUGAUCUGGAUUCUCUCUUUGGCUUGAACUCGGGCACAACUCUCGGCAACCUCUCAUUCACCGUCCAAGAGAAGUCAGCAUGCCAUUCCAUGAACCAACACCAUCAGCCCAAGCUAACCCGAAUACAGNNAAAGCGCACAGUAUCAACCCGAGAAGAAGAACUCGCUGCCAUCGAAGCACGCCUACGCGAAACAGAGGAACGUCUAGCAAGAGCUGCCCACAGUCCCGACCACGAAUUCACAUCACAUCAAUCUGCUUCGGGUGCUCAGCCAUCCUAUGCCUCAAGAGAAGCCGCUCCCAAACAAACAUCUGGCUACCAAUCCUACUCGGAACAAGGAUACCAAUCAAGACCGCCAAACAACAGAGAAGAGUCGUUUCAACCUCACAUUCCUGGUGCCAUGCCCAAGACCCCUACACCACACUAUGGUCAGGGACAGGACUAUGUGAUGGUCGAUCGUACCAGAUGA
This is a messenger RNA of Aureobasidium musti, 528 nucleotides long. The record is from the annotation of a GenBank genome assembly. Lineage: Eukaryota; Fungi; Ascomycota; Dothideomycetes; Dothideales; Saccotheciaceae.